Molecule: messenger RNA, 8292 nt
Organism: Nerophis ophidion (straightnose pipefish)
Lineage: Eukaryota; Metazoa; Chordata; Actinopteri; Syngnathiformes; Syngnathidae
Product: endonuclease 8-like 1
Exons: 6
Coding region: 2669-3343 (224 amino acids)
Source: RefSeq, a predicted model, not a curated record
ACCUUUAGUGAUUUGUAUUCUAUUUUAAUUUCAGCACAUGAAAAUAUUUCUACUUCUGACCAUCGAAGAGAAUGGAAAACCAUUUUCCAGAUCAGCCCUCAUACAUCCUCCUGAUGGCCUAACAACUGAAUGACAUGUCGAUGCUGAGUAUGAUCCAUUUCAAUCAUUUGAGGAAGCUCUCCCUGAUAUAGGGGAUUGGAUGUACAAUGACGGACAUACGUUUAAUGAAGGAUUUGAAGAUGGUUUGAGUGAGGAGUGUGCAGAAGAGUCCAAUUUCAAGGACACAACAGACAAACCAAUACAUGACAAUGCAUCAGAAACCAUGGCAGAGUGCCUUCUGAUCAGCAUGGGUUAUGUAAACUGUCCUAAAGUCACAGGUAAGGCCCUAAGCCAUAUGCUCAAAAUGUUCAAGUUGCUUUAUCCCGAUAGUCUGAACACAGACUGCUUAAACAGUGUGCAGAAGUUCCAAAACUUUUUUUUAUCCCACUCUGCAUCAUCGCCUACUAUAUUACAUAAAUCCUCCAAGAAUUGUUUUGGGCCAAUAGAAAGUAAACAAAUAAAAUGCCUGCUUUGUGGGACCAGUGUGUCAGAAGAAAGGUUCUAAUCCUUUUUUUAAAGUAUGUACAGAUUGAUUUCUUGUUUACCACAGCACAUUCAUGUGCCAAAUGGGCCCUCGUUGGUGAAUAUAAACAUGCAGGUUUUUCUUUGCUGCAAGAUAGUGUAACAUAUGAGACAUGCAGUCAUGUUAUUCCCCUAUUGGAAACCUCUGCAGUACAGUAGUAUUCUUGGAUGACAUAUUGGGUAAAGUUGUUUUCCUUGACUUCACAUCUAUGCCUGGCAUAGUGAUUGCAGUUCAUUUCCCCAACACACUUGAAAAGUUUGAAAUAAUGAAGAACUGAACUGGCCUAAGAAGCCACAAAUCAAAUCUUUAAUCAUUGUUAUAAAUGCUCUGAAAAUACACACUGAUGUGAUGUUGCCGUGGAUUCUGUAAAUAUGUACUGUAUAUGGAGUAUCAUUGUUGAUGAUGUUUUUGCAUUGUGUGUAAUAUUUCAGUGGCAAAUAUAUUACAUUUACUUGUUUAAUAAAGCCACUGUCUUUUUUAAUGAAUACAUAGGCCUAGUAUGCUACUGCAUUUUAAUAUUAGUCCUUAUGAUGGUGGUUGGAGAGCCAAAUAUCUUCUGAAGUGGUACUUUGUUAAAAGAGUUUGAGAACCACUGCUCUAGAAAGUUCACAAAUGUUAAAAGCUCUUACAAAGUGUCUUGUGAUCAUAUCAGUAUUGUUUGGGUUCAGUUUUAAAUCUCACAAUUGUAGUCACUGAGUUACUGUACAUGACGUGUGGAUAAGAAAUCAACAAAUUAAGUCCAACUUUAUUUAAAUAAACCAUUUAGAUUACAGACCAUAUAUCCAUAUUGUCUGAAUUCAUUAUUUUCUCCCAAUGUUGGCAUGAGAUCAACUGGAAUAUGAUUGAGGUAUAACUAAAUUGAGCCCAUUAAAAUGCAUUUUUUUAGAAAACGGGUAUAUCUAACAACUCAAAUAGUGAGCAGUGAGAGACAAAACCAAGUAUAUCUCUCACUGAGACAUCAUUGAGACAUAUUGAAACCAAUACUCAUCAAUUGUCUUUUUGCCGAAAUAGAAAAGAGACAUCUGAGAACUCAAACAGUGAGUAGUGAGAAACAAAACCAGGUGUUUCUCUCACUGAGUCAUAAUUGAGACAUAUUGGAGACCAGCUCAUUCAUCUCUCAUUUUGGUCUUAGUUGAAAUGGGGAAAAGAGAUAACUAUUAGACAACUAUGAGAUCUCUCAUAGUGCUCACUGUGAGCCUUAUUUCUCAGGAGAUACAUUUGAGAAGAAGGAGAAAACUACUUUGGUCUCCAUUAGUGCUCUUUUAUGUCUAGGAGAUAUAUAUAUAAGACAUACAUGAGAUCUCAUCUUCAAUUUUGCUUUGCUAUGGGAAACAAGUGUUUGAUGAGCAUUCCUCAACUUUUCCGGUCUUUUUUGACACUCGUGCCAGCUUUUUUUAAGCAUGUUGCAGGCAUCAAAUUCCAAAAUGAGCUAAUAUUUGCAAAAAAAAAAGUUUCUCAGAUCCAACAUCAAAUAUCUUGUCUUUGCAGUCUAUUCAAUUGAAUAUAAGUUAAAAAGGAUUUACAAAUCAUUGUAUUCUGUUUUUAUUUACCAUUUACACAACGUGCUACUUCACUGGUUUGGGGUUUUGUACAUGUUGACAGUACAUUGCAGUGUUAUUUUGUUACAGCCGUGCCCACUGUGUGAAGUACUUUUGCAAGACUCCUAGCAAUAAUAUUACACUUCACCAAAGAGCCUGCUGUAAAAGAAAUGACCAUUGAAUGAAGAUACAUACUCAGGUCACCGUGAUCUGAAAAGGAGAGUGAAGAAUGUUUUUGUAUUCCCCAGAUUCUAAUCAUCUUGGAUGAAUAAACAAGCAAUUCCUAAUUUCACUUGGAAAUGUGUUUACUAUAAAAGUGUAGCACUGUUUCCACACAAAAUACCUUCUGUUUUUGAAAAGAUGCCCAUGUGUGUCUUCCAGGUUGAACAUUCCACCCUUUGUGCCUGCCCGGACUGUGCUGGAAGGCCUCGAGUCAGAGGAUGCGUGUGAAGACAAGAAAGCUGUAAAAAAGGAGAUCCAUAGCAAAAAGGGAGCCAAAAAGGACAACAUGGAAGAGGAGAAUACAGACCUGCUCAGACUUUGCCACACAGUACCGCUGGAGGUGGUGAACUUAGGUGGGAAAGGUUACGAUCCAGAGAAGAAAGACUACUCAGGUUUUGAGGCCUGGUUGCAGUGUUACUAUGUGGAUGGAAUGAAGUCUGUACGCGACCACAAUGGCAGGACUAUGUGGUUCAAAGGCGAUCCAGGUCCUAUGGCUCCUAAAGAAUCAAAGUCUCCAAAGGCCAAAAAGAGAAAAGAUACAGAUGCAGACCAUGAUUACCCCCGCAAGAAAAAGGUGUCCAGGAAACACAACUCUGACAGCACAGUGAAGAAAAAAGCAGCCAAAAAGCCCACAAAAGCAGCAAAGGAAGAAGAAAAUGGACCUCAAGAAGAAGCCACACCCAGAAGAAGAUCAGCAAACACACCUCAGCAAGAACCGAAAUCCACGUCAGGCAGGAGGAAAAAGAACAAUACAGAGCCAGCUGCAGGUCUGAUUCUAAUAAUACUCCCAUUUUCUGAAAAUAUUAAGAGCCUGAUCUUUGAGGAUCCAAUUCCCACACACUUAUCUGUGUGCGCAAACUAUAAAAUUGCAUGUACUGUUGGUGGACGUGUUGUAUGUGAUCUACUUUGUGCAAUUGAUAGCAGCAAAAGUGGCACAGAUCACCCUAUUUUUGUGUACUAGAAGCAUUAUGUGCCCUUGGAAACACUUCUUUCCCUCUACAUUCAUGUUAUUAUGCUCUCCACACUGGAGGGGGGCUUAUAUUAGAUUAUAGCACAUAUCGAUCAUCUAACACCUUUUCUGCAAUAUAGAAUCACAGUAUGUAUACUAUUUGCAGCAGGAAUGAUCAAACUGCAUAUUGCAAGACAUUUUUUUUAGGAGUUAUACUAAAUACAAAAAAAAAAAACGCAACGCUUUUGUUCUUGUUCCCAAUUUAAAUGAACUCAAAGAUCGAAAACUUUGACUAUAAACACAAAAUACCUGUUCCUCUCAAAUAUUGUUCACAAAUCUGUAUACAUUUGUUAGUGAGCAUUUUUUCUUUGCCAAGAUAAUCCAUCCCACCUGACAGGUGUGCCUUGAGCUGUCCAAAAUAAAAGGCCACUGUGAAAUGUGCAGUUUUAUCACACAACACAAUGCUUCAGAUGUCGCACGUUUUGAGGGAGCGUGCAGUAGGCAUGCUGACUGCAGCAAUGUCCACCAGAGCUGUUGCCCGUCAAUUAAAUGUUUAUUUCUCCGCCAUAAGAAUAGAAUAGAAUAGAAAGUACUUUAUUGAUCCCUGGGGGAAAUUCAGCACCACAGUUCGCUCACAAUAAACAAUGAUAAUAAUAAAUAAUAUAAUAUAUAUGAAUAAUAUAAAUAUAUUCUACAUUUAAGUGCAGUCAAGGAACAUUUGCAUUAUACAGUCUGAUGGCUGUCGGUGUGAAGGACCUCCUGUGUCGUUCCGUGUUGCAUUUUGGGAGUCUGAGCCUUCCACUGAAGGUGCUCAUUCUCUCUGCAAGGUCCGAGUGUAGUGGGUGGGAGGUGUUGUCCAUAAUGGCUAGGAGUUUUGCUAGACUUCUCUCUGACACCACCGCCAGAGAGUCCAGCUCCACUCCCAUCUUGUUACUGGCCUUCUCUACCAACUUGUCCAGUCUGUAUGUGUCCCUCACUCUCAGCCCACUGCCCCAGCAGGCCACGGCGUACAAGAGGGCGCCUGCCACCAGCGACUCGUAGAACAUCUUCAACAUCUUUGUACAGACGUUGAAGGAUCCUAGCCUCCAAAGGAAAUAUAGAUUCGGCUCUGUCCCUUCUUGUAGAGGGCCUCAGCGUGUUUUGACCCAUUCAGCUUGUUGUCCAUGUGUACUCCGAGGUAUUUAUAAUCCUCUACCAUGUCCACAUCCACCCCCUUGAUGGAAAGAGGGGUCGCCAGAGUACUCCUCCUCCUUCCCAGGUCCACAACCAGCUCCUUGGUCUCCGUAACAUUGAGCUGGAGGUGGUUCUUUCCACACCAUGUGACAAAGUCCUCCACCAGUGUCCUGUAUUCCUCGUCAUCACCUUCCUCAAUACACCCCACUAUCGCAGAGUCAUCAGAAAACUUCUGAAGGUGGCAGGACUCUGACUGAUAGUGGAAAUGGGUGGUGUAAAUGGUGUAGAGGAAGGGGGAAGAGUACUGUAGCCUCCGGGGCCCCGGUGUUGCUGACCAGCCUGUCAGACACACAGUCCUGCAGUGGCAUAUACUGUGGUCUGUCAGUCAGGUAAUCUACAACCCAGGACACCAAGGGGGCCUCCACCUGCAUCUUCUCCAACUUCACACCCAGUAGCCCAGGCCGUUUAGUAUAAGCCGCCUCCAAAGGUGUUUCAGAGAAUUUGGCAAUACAUCCAACUGGCCUCACAGCCGCAGACCAUAUUGAUUGGCUGAGACCUGCCACCCGGACAGCUGCUACAACAAUUGGUUUGCUUAACCAUAGCAUUUCUGCACAAACUGUAAGAAACUACCAUGAAUUGAUUAACGUGGACCCCGACUUAAACAAGUUGAAAAACAUAUUGGGGUGUUACCAAUUAGUGGUCAAUUGUACGGAAUAUGUACUGAACUGUGCAAUUUACUAAUAAAAGUAUCAAUCAAUCAAUCUGUCUCAAGAAAGCUCAUCUGCAUGCUCGUGGUCCUCAUCGGGGUCUCGACCUAACUGCAGUUUGUCUUCUUAACCAACUUGAGUGGGCAAAUGCUCACACUCAAUGGCGUCUGGCACAAUACAGAGGUUUUGGUAUGUUAUUAUUGACAGCGAAACCACGUGCAUUUUAUUGAUGGCAUUUUCCAUGCGCAGAGAUACCGUCACGAGACCCUGAGCCCCAUUGUUGUACUAAUCACCCGAGGCCAUCACCUUUAUAAAUAACAUUUACUAACUCAUGUUGCAAGGAUCUGGAAGCUAAAAACAUCCCAGUUCUUGCAUGACCAGCAUACUCACCGGACAUGUCACCCAGUAAGUAAUUUUUGAGAGGAAUAUAUAUUUUCUGUAUAGUAAAAGUUUCAGAUCUUUAAGUUCAAUUCAUGAUAAAUGGGAGCAAAAACAAAAGUGUUGCGUUUAUAUAUUUGUUCAAUACCAUAUUUUUCGGAGUAUAAGUCGCACCUGCCGAAAAUGCAUAAUAAAGAAGGAAAAAAAACAUACAAGUCGCACUGGAGUAUAAGUCGCAUUUUUGGGGGGAAAUUUAUUUGAUAAAAGCCAACACCGAGAAUAGACAUUUGAAAGGCAAUUUAAAAUAAAUCAAGAAUAGUGAAGAACAGGCUGAAUAAGUGUAGGUUAUAUGAGGCAUAAAUAAGCAACUGCUAUGUUAAGCUAACAUAUUAUGGUAAGAGUCAUUCAAAUAACUAGAACAUAUAGAACAUGUUAUACCUUUAACAAACUAUCUCUCACUCCUAAUCCAUAAAUCCCAUAAAAUCUUAUACGUCUAGUCUCUUACGUCAAUGAGAUAAAUAAUAUUGAUAUUUUACGGUAAUGUGUUAAUAAUUUCACACAUAAGUCGCUCCUGAAUAUAAGUCGCACCCCCGGCCAAACUAUGAAAAAAAAACUGCUACUUAUAGUCCGAAAAAUACGGUGCAUAUUUUGUAAAUCAAAAAAGGAAUACCAUUAAAAAACAACAUAAAUUAAUAGACUUUGGUUUAAUCGGUCCUUUAAGUUGUCCAGCAGCUAUAAAAUGAUAUUGCUGAAUAUUUAUCUUCUUCUUUUUAUUUCUAACAGUCCAAAUAUGACAUGCACACGUAGAACAAAGGCUUCUCUGUUCAGUUGUCUUUGCAGCGUGAUGGCCUCCUUUCUCACAGCCCUGUGUGCAACUAUGUCAGUUGUCUUUGCAGCGUGAUGGCCUCCUUUCUCACAGCCCUGUGUGCAACUAUGUCAGUUGUCUUUGCAGCGUGAUGGCCUCCUUUCUCACAGCCCUGUGUGCAACUAUGUCAGUUGUCUUUGCAGCGUGAUGGCCUCCUUUCUCACAGCCCUGUGUGCAACUAUGUCAGUUGUCUUUGCAGCGUGAUGGCCUCCUUUCUCACAGCCCUGUGUGCAACUAUGUCAGUUGUCUUUGCAGCGUGAUGGCCUCCUUUCUCACAGCCCUGUGUGCAACUAUGUCAGUUGUCUUUGCAGCGUGAUGGCCUCCUUUCUCACAGCCCUGUGUGCAACUAUGUCAGUUGUCUUUGCAGCGUGAUGGCCUCCUUUCUCACAGCCCUGUGUGCAACUAUGUCAGUUGUCUUUGCAGCGUGAUGGCCUCCUUUCUCACAGCCCUGUGUGCAACUAUGUCAGUUGUCUUUGCAGCGUGAUGGCCUCCUUUCUCACAGCCCUGUGUGCAACUAUGUCAGUUGUCUUUGCAGCGUGAUGGCCUCCUUUCUCACAGCCCUGUGUGCAACUAUGUCAGUUGUCUUUGCAGCGUGAUGGCCUCCUUUCUCACAGCCCUGUGUGCAACUAUGUCAGUUGUCUUUGCAGCGUGAUGGCCUCCUUUCUCACAGCCCUGUGUGCAACUAUGUCAGUUGUCUUUGCAGCGUGAUGGCCUCCUUUCUCACAGCCCUGUGUGCAACUAUGUCAGUUGUCUUUGCAGCGUGAUGGCCUCCUUUCUCACAGCCCUGUGUGCAACUAUGUCAGUUGUCUUUGCAGCGUGAUGGCCUCCUUUCUCACAGCCCUGUGUGCAACUAUGUCAGUUGUCUUUGCAGCGUGAUGGCCUCCUUUCUCACAGCCCUGUGUGCAACUAUGUCAGUUGUCUUUGCAGCGUGAUGGCCUCCUUUCUCACAGCCCUGUGUGCAACUAUGUCAGUUGUCUUUGCAGCGUGAUGGCCUCCUUUCUCACAGCCCUGUGUGCAACUAUGUCAGUUGUCUUUGCAGCGUGAUGGCCUCCUUUCUCACAGCCCUGUGUGCAACUAUGUCAGUUGUCUUUGCAGCGUGAUGGCCUCCUUUCUCACAGCCCUGUGUGCAACUAUGUCAGUUGUCUUUGCAGCGUGAUGGCCUCCUUUCUCACAGCCCUGUGUGCAACUAUGUCAGUUGUCUUUGCAGCGUGAUGGCCUCCUUUCUCACAGCCCUGUGUGCAACUAUGUCAGUUGUCUUUGCAGCGUGAUGGCCUCCUUUCUCACAGCCCUGUGUGCAACUAUGUCAGUUGUCUUUGCAGCGUGAUGGCCUCCUUUCUCACAGCCCUGUGUGCAACUAUGCCAGUUUGCACGCAGAUUUCAGACUUUUUAAGAGGCACGAUACUGCCUGCAGGACACUUUCAGCAUUGAUAAAUCUCACUGUUCAUGUUGAGUGAUUUGUAUUUGCAUUUUCUCCUCCCAGUAUUGUGGGCAUUCUGAUAAUCAACAUAUAUUCUGCAUACAUCAUUAAGACAAAUAUGUUAAAUGGAGGGAAUAAGCGAUAGAAAAUGGAUGGAUGGGAUGGAUUGCACUCCUUAUUUUGCUCAUUAAUCGACAAAUAUUUAGAUCAGCUUUGCGUGUGCUAACAAGUUUGCAUGUGUUUUGAUACACAUAAACCUUUUGUAGAUUAUACUGUAAGUGUGGUAAACUUACUUUUUGUUGCAGGCUUCAAGACACGUAGCGGGAGACUGACAAGACAGAAUGUCAAGUAAAGGACAUCUAUUGGAAAAUACUGUUUUUAUUCCAUGAUACAUAUUUUUAAUAAACAUUCCACACGUUUA